AUGACCAAGAUGCCUGUUGCUCAUGAGUGGGAUAGAAUGAUGAGAAUAGACCCAGUCACCCUCCAAGAAUGUGAAGACGACAAAUUGAAGGAGGUCUUCGGCAUGCUCGUUUUGACAGAAGACUGGGAGGUGAAGGAUAAAAAUCCUGAGAACAUUAUUCACGUCAUCAGAGUGUUUCAGGCCAUGCUCAAGAUUAAGGGUCGGGAACUUACUCUUUGCCACGACUUCAUCGAAAACAUUGGAGCACAGCAUGCUAAAACUGAAAAGGAACUCCUUGCCAAGUUGUCAAGGCUAGAACAAGAGCGCAAGUACUCCGGCACUGGGCCAGACACCCGCUUUCUGAGAGAUGAGAUUCGGCAGCUCGAGACCCAGCUGGAGCAAAGGGAGAAGGAGUUGACCCAGUUAAAGAAAGAAAUGGGCAAGGAUAAGAAAACUAACGAGGAGUUGGCUGUGCGAGCAGAGGAGGCUGAGGAUGAGGUCAAGAAGCUGAAAAGAGAGAUAAAAAAGCUUAAGAAAAAGAAUGAGCAGCUCCAGCAGGAUGUGGACUUCUAUCGCGGAGAGCUCGAACAGAAGGAGCCGGGCCCGUCCAGAGACGAGAGCGCUGAGAUCCAGAGGAAGCUCAACUUGGCCAACCGCCAGCUCUACCAGUGCUUGGAAGACCUGCAGCGGGCAGAGGAUGAAAACUUGUACCUGAAGACACAGAACGAGCAGAUGCAGAAGAGUCUGGAGGAUUCUGUGAAGGAGAUGGAGAAGAUGACAGAUGAGUACAACAAGAUGAAGAUUGUUGUACAGCAGACUGACUCCAUUAUGGACCAGCUCAGGAAAGAGAGGGAUCAUGCAAAGCUGCAAGUCAGAGAGUUAACAGAUAAGAUCCAUAGCAUGACUGAGGAGGAUGACCCAAUUAUGGCAGCAGUCAAUGCUAAAGUAGAGGAGUGGAAGAGAGUGCUCUCUGGGAAGGAUGAUGAAAUUCUGGUGUACCAGCAGAUGAUCCGUGAUCUGAGGGAAAAGCUGCGUUCAGCCCAACUGGACUUGGACAAAAGCAACAUUAUUGCCUUGCAGCAGGUCAUAUAUGAACUCUGUGCUGCUGUUCAAGAGAGAGAUAAUCAAAUCAAGAUGCUGGGUGAGCAGGUGGAGCAGUACACAGGGGAAAUGGAGAAGCACACCUCACUCAUCGAGGAGCUCAAGACGUCCACGAAGAAAGACAGAGGUGGUAGCUCCAAAAAUCAGAGGAAGAUGGAAGAGCUGAAGUCUAAGCUGGAAGUGUCAGAGACCAGAGCGGUGGAAGCAGAGCGGGCUGCGAAGCUUGCGGAAGCUCAUGCUGAGGAAAAAGACAAAGCGCUCAUUGAGGCUUCAAACCGCUUGAGCCAGUACGAGUCUGGAACUUAUGGCCUGGAAGCUGCCAUUUUGGAGAUCAAAGAGUGUAAAAAUCAAAUUAGAGUGAGAGAUUGCGAGGCAGAGGCCAUGACCAAAGAUAUCAACCAGCUUGAAAUGAGAAUUAAUGACCUCAUGGACGAAAACGAGGAUUUCCGAGAAAAACUAGGUCUGGAACCAAAGCAGGAAGUGGAUCUGACAGAAUUCCGGCGAGCCAAAGAUAUCAGGCAACGUCAGUACAAAGCAGAAAACCAAGUCCUAACCAAAGAGAUUGAACGGCUUGAAGAGGAAAGACUGGAGCUCAAGAAACAAAUCAGAAGCAUGGUGAAGGAAAGAGGGAUCCCACAAUCAGGCUUUCUUCUGGAGGAAGACAUCAGGCCCGGCAGAACUGCGCCACUUAAGCAAAGCAGCAAUUACACAGAAGAAGAGAUCAGACGAAAGAAUGCGUACCUAGAGGAAGAACUGAGUAAAAAGGAAAGAGAGCUGCGACUUCACAAGACCCAGUUUCAAGUCAAACUGGAGGAGCUGUCAAAGGUGAAACAAGACCUGGAGGCUGCACUGAAAGAUGUUCUCCAAGCCAUGAGGAUUAAUCAAGGGGCCACUCCAUCUGAUGGUGCCAUUAAUAUUGGCAAUCUGGAAAGGUUGGCUAAUGCGAUAGAUGUGAACAACAUGAGUGGGCUGACUGAUUCAGACCUGCACCUCAAGUCCCAAAUACAUCAGCUGGUGGGGAGAAACGAAGAACUGAGGCAGGAGUUGAAAUCAGCACGUGAGGAAGCAACAAGCAGCUUCGUCCAGCUCGCCAGAGCCAAAGAAAAGGUGAACCAGCUGGAAGGUGAGGUGGAGCUGCUCAGGAAGUCAGGCAGCAGUGGAGUUGUCCUCCGACCUCUGACCCUCCCUGAAGGCCUGGGGCCCAGUAGCACCGAGGUCAUCAGUUCCCUGAAUGAGUACGCUGUUCGACUUCUUCAGGAGCUCAAAAACAAGGAGGAACAAAGCAAGAAACUUGCAGCAACACUGGAGGAAUACAAAGAGAAGUUUGCUGUUAUCAGCCACCAACAGGGUCUCCUCUAUAAAGAAUACCUAAGUGAGAAGGCUGAGUGGCAGAAGGAGAGAGCGACAUUUACAGAGGUGAAGGACAAGCUGGAGGAGCAGAAGCAGGUGGAUGCUGUUAAAAUCCAAGAAUUCAACGAGCUGCUGGACACCCUUCACAAGGACCCAGAGGAAAUCAGGAGACAGUUGAGCGAAUCAUUGCGCAAGUUGACGGUGCUGAAGGUUAACGAGAAGAAACUGACACGGCGCUACACCACCCUGCUGGAGCAGGAGCAGCACCUCCGCAAGGACAACAGCAAGCUAAGGGACGAGAGCAGCCACAUGCAGGCGUCCGUCACUCAGAGGAUAGGCUACCUGCAGAGAUACAAGGAAAUGGCUGCAUAUAAGAUAGCAGCACUGCAAAAGGCCUUGGAUGAUAGUGUUCCCUCAUCGGACCUGGAGAAGGCAAACAAACAGUACACAGAGCUCACAGUCAAAUACAGAGACAUGCUGCAGAGGGACAGCCGCCUCAUACAGAGAACCACCAACCUCGAACACUUGCAGGGUGAGAACGAGUCGCUCCAGGAGCAAAUCUCUGCCAUGAAAAAAGAACUGGAGAUCACCAAGGAGAAACUGAAUACUUUAGAGCAAGCGUGGGAGAACGGCGGCUCCGUUGCAGUUGAAAAUGGCAUGGACAAGGCAGACAAGGCGCUGGCCAACAAUGAGAUGGUAUCUGCUGCCAGACAAAUCACCACCUUAGAGAUGAAGGAGCUGAAUGAGAGGCAGAGAGCCGAGCAUGCCCACAAAAUGUAUGAACACGUGAGGAAUUCUCUCCGGCAAGUGGAAGAGCGCAACUUAGAACUGGAGUCCAAGUUUGCAGAGUUGACCAAGAUGAAUGUAGAGGCCCAGCGGGUGGAGCGGGAGCUGAGAGAUGAGCUGGCGGACAGCAUCAGCAAAGCUGUGAGCGACGCUGACAGAGCCAGGAUUAAAGAGCUGGAGAAAGCUGAGGCUGAGCUGCGCAUUGAAGUUUCUAAGCUUCAAGAGGUGUCUGAUGUGGCCAUGAUGCAGGUGUCUGCUCUCCAGGCCAGACAACAGUCCAAAGAGAAGGAAGUAGAAGCUUUGAGGAAACAAAUACUGGACUACCAGUCACACUCGGAUGAAAAGGCCCUCAUUGCGAAGCUCUACCAGCAUAUUGUGGCUCUGCAGCUCAGUGAAUCAGCUGUUUUGGCCAAGCUGGAGGCUGCCACCUCUCGCAUCCAGCAGCUGGAGGCCUACAAGCUGCGUGCUGAACAGCGUCUGGAUGCCAAUGAGCGUACUCUGUUCCUCGCCCGCCAGGAGGGCAGGAAUCGCUCCAAGCACCUACGGCAGACCGUCCAAUCACUACGUAGGCAGUUUGCCGGAGCGCUGCCACUUCCCCAGCAGGAAAAGUUCUCUGUGGCUAUGGUGAGCCUCCAGGAGGACAGAGCAAAAGCCCAGGAAGAGAAGAUGAAGGCAGAGAAGGAGAGGAGGAGAGCAGAAGGCAGGGCUGAUGAGCUGGAACUGACGCUUCGAGGGCUGAAGGAGCUCAUCUCGACACUAAAGGAUGUGAAAGGGGCCCAGAAGGUAACGGAGUGGCACAAGAAGAUGGAAGAAGCUCGUCUGCAGGAGCUGAGGAAAGGGAGGGAACUGGUGGUCCAGAACGAGGAGAUCAGGUUCCUGAAGAACCUUGUGCAGGAGCAGGAGCGAACCAUCCGCUCGCUGGAGGAGGAUAUUGUGCAGCAAAAUACGCAUCAAGAAGAACACCAGCUUGCAUGGGAUCAGCGAGAGGUAGAGCUGGAGCGCCAACUGGACCAGUAUGAGAAGCACCAGAGUGAGAUUCUGAGCAGUGCGGCGAAGUUUGAGGAAGGCUCAGGCUUCCUCCCAGACCCAAGUCUACCUCUCGCUCAUCAGUUAGAGUUUGCUCUGGGUAAAAUCAGGGAGCAUGUCCGCACCAUCCUGGACACACAGGCCACCUGCAAAAGUUUGGAUGAGAAGCUGAAAGAGAAAGAAGCAGCUCUGUGGAAGGCCGAGCAGAACAUUGUGUCCAGGGACAAAGUGAUCAAUGAGCUACGUCUUCGGCUCCCAGCUGCUGCCAACAGAGAGCGCCUGCUAGCUGACCUCGCCAAGCAUGAAGAGGGCCAGUCAAACAGUCAGCCUGCACUCAAGGUCGCCCACCAGACCAUCAAAGAUCUCCAGGGUCGACUUGACAAAAAAGAAGACGUGCUAAAGAAAUACCAGAAGCAGUUGGUUCAAGCCAGACAGGACCAAGAGGAGAUGAUAAAGAGGCAUCAGGAGGAGCUACGAAUGCUGCAUCAGAAGCUGGACCUGCACACGGACACCUCCCUGGACCGAUUCAAACAGACAGCAAUGGAACUGAUGAAGAAGCCGACUAUCAGGGUGCCAACCUCCAAGCAUCUGGAGCGCCUGGCUGAGUUGGAGCAGGUGGUGGCUGAGCAGGACUUCUCACUCUCCUCUGCCACAGAGAAGCUGAAGCUGACCACGGCUGAGCUGGAGCGACAGAGGAGCGCCAUGGAAACACAGGCUAAGAAACACGCCGACGAGAUGUCAAAGCUGGAGGAGCAUCAUGUUGCCCAGGUGAAGGCUCUGACCGCUGAGACUGAGGAUCAGAGGAACCAGAUGGCCCAGGUGGAGAAGGAGAUGAACUACCUGCGAACUGAGCUGGAAGCCCAGAAGGCGGCCAACAUCCGCUCCCCCAGCAACACCAUGAAAAACCUGGUGGAACGACUCAAAGCACAACUUACCCAGAAAGAGAAACAGCUCAAGGCUCUCAGUAAGGCUCUGCUGGAGCUGCGGGCAGAGAUGACAUCAGCCGCAGAGCAGCAAGUCAUAGCCAGCGCUGCACAGAAAGAAGAGAGUCUCAAUGUGCAGAUGCUGAUUGACAGGCACACCAAAGACCUGAAGGUGCGGUUGCAAGACCUCAAUGAAGAACUUCACACUGCAAAGGAGUCUGUCAGGGCAGCCAAAGGUCGGGAGAACACCCUUAGAGAGGAAGUGGACUGCUUGAGCCAGGACCUUCAGAGGAGUCAAAAAACCCAGAGACGCCUGCAGGCCGAGAAGGAGGAGAGGGAGCAGGAAAUCCAGGAGCUCAGGCAACAAAUCAAGAGGCUCAGCAGCGCUCUUCAGAAUCAACCAGAACCAGAUGGGAAGGGGCCAACCGUCGAGAAUCUGCAGAAGAAGAUCAGGAGGCUGGAGUCUGACCUGGAGAAAAAUACCAAAGAUGAUCAUGGAAAGACCAAAGAAGAAAUAGCGCGGUGGGAGGAGGGUAAGAAAUGGCAGGCUAAGAUGGAAAAGGUGAAGAACUCGGUGAAGGAGAAGGAACGAGAGAAUGAGUCUCUGUCCAAACAGCUCAGCACUCUGAAAGACCUCUAUGGCAGACUGGAGCAAGAGAAGGGCGCACUGCAGAGAAAGCUGAAGGCUCGAGGUGUGACCGCUGAUCAGGUGGUGGGAGUCAGAUCCACUGAAAUGGAGAAAGAAAUGGAGGAGCUGAAGAAGAAGAACUCCGACCUGGAGAGACAGAUCUUCACCAUAAAACAGCGCCAGGCUUUACCUCGUGAUGACGCCAUGGAGAACCUGACGCUGAGGAACCGCUACCUGGAGGAGAGAGUCCACACUCUGCAGAGUCAGACGUCCAAAGAGUCUCUGUCAAGACCCUCUACUUCAGGACGGGGAACUGGCACCCCCUCACAGAGAGAUCAGGACCUGCAAAAAGAAAACCUCAAGCUGGCCUCUGAGAACCUGGAGCUGCGCUUCCAGCUGGAGCAGAGCAACAAAGACUUACCAAGACUCAAGAAUCAAGUUGCAGACCUUAAGGAGAUGUGCAGCGCACUGAAAAAGGAAAAGGCAGAGGUGAAGAAAAAGCUGUCUCAUAUACCUGGAACUGGUCACAGCGGUAAAACUGUACCUGAACUCGAGAAAACCAUUGGGUUAAUGAAGAAGGUGGUGGAGAGGGUGCAGAGGGAAAAUGAGUCGCUAAAGAAAUCCAGCGCACCUGCAAAUCAAGACAAGAUCGCUGCCCUGGAGCGAGAAAACGACAAACUAAAGGCUGAUUUUGAGAAACUGAAGAGUCAAAGUGAAGCCGAGCUCAGUUUAAAACUUGAGUCUAAAACCAAAGGACUGGAGAAAAUAGUGAUGGAAAAUGAACGUCUACGCAAGGAGAUCAGAAGGGAAAUGGAGGCUGCGGAGAGGCUGAGAGUGACCAAAACGGGGCUGGAGGUGAACAACGAGAAGCUCGAGGCAGAGCUGGAAGAAACCAAACAGCGGCUUCGGGCAGCUCUGUCCAGACCCAUCACAGAGGGAGCGGACAGCAAGACCUGGAAGGCGUCUGUGCUAACAAGAAUGUUUGAGAACAAGAUGAAGGAACUGGAGAAGGAGCUGUCUCAGAAAACCUCCAGCCUCUCUGAACUCAAACAGCAGCUGAAGGAGGUGAACGAGCGCGAGGACAGAGCUCAGACAAGCAUCCGGCGCCUCGAGGAUCAGGUUGACAUGUUAAAAGGUUUUCCCACCACUGCAAAGACAGAUGCAGGGCUCACCAAGGAGUUCCAGGCAAUGAGGUUGGUCAACACUGAGCUGCAGAAGGAGAACGUAGAUCUGAAGCAAAAGCUCAACGAGUACAGCGAGCGAUACGGGGAGACGUCUUCUAAACUAGAUCACGGGAAGCUCAAAACCCUCCUGCAGGCAGCUGAAACUGAGAAGACAAAACUUCAAACUGAGGUGAAGAAGCUGAAGAAAGAACUGGAAAACUUUGACCCGACAUUUUUUGAUGAGAUUGAGGACUUGAAAUAUAACUACAACUUAGAAGUCAAGAAGAACAUCCUGCUGGAGGAGCAGUUGAAGAAGGUGUGUGAUCAGUUCGGGGUUAAAGCUGAACUGCCCAGUUAGCUCAGGGUUACUGUGCCU
Molecule: messenger RNA, 7332 nt
Organism: Seriola dumerili (greater amberjack)
Lineage: Eukaryota; Metazoa; Chordata; Actinopteri; Carangiformes; Carangidae
Gene: cep290
Product: centrosomal protein 290
Exons: 54
Coding region: 1-7314 (2437 amino acids)
Biological process (GO): kidney development; camera-type eye development
Source: RefSeq, a predicted model, not a curated record